Molecule: messenger RNA, 1330 nt
Organism: Mangifera indica (mango)
Lineage: Eukaryota; Viridiplantae; Streptophyta; Magnoliopsida; Sapindales; Anacardiaceae
Product: quinone oxidoreductase PIG3-like
Exons: 7
Coding region: 34-1110 (358 amino acids)
Molecular function (GO): oxidoreductase activity
Source: RefSeq, a predicted model, not a curated record
AUUAAGAGAUGAACAAGAAAUUGAAUGGAAUAAAUGUUUCAGCCAGAUGAAGCUAUUUAUGAAAAGCCAAGAUCUUCAUAUAGAUGGAGCUGGAGAGAACCAAAGAGAAUAUUUUGUCAAACGAAGAAAACAAUGAAGGCUAUAAUAAUUACAAGCCCAGGAGGGCCGGAAGUGCUGCAGUUACAAGAAGUGGAGGACCCAGAAAUCAAAGAUGAUGAAGUCCUUAUCAAAGUUGAGGCGGCUGCACUGAAUCAGGGUGAUAUUUAUCAGAGAAAAGGCCUUUAUUCUCCGCCAAAAGGUGCGAGCUUAUACCCUGGUCUUGAAUGCUCUGGCACCAUUGAAUCCGUCGGUAGACAUGUUUCUCGAUGGAAAGUUGGCGAUCAGGUAUGUGCUCUUCUCGCUGGUGGUGGGUAUGCUGAGAAGGUGGCGGUUUCAGCUGGUCAAGUGCUUCCUGUGCCAUCAGGUGUUUCUCUCAAGGAUGCUGCUUGUUUACCUGAGGUUGCUUGCACCGUUUGGUCUACUGUCUUUAUGAAGAGUCACCUUUCUGCUGGAGAAACAUUUCUGGUUCAUGGGGGCUCUAGUGGAAUUGGUACAUUUGCAAUUCAAAUGGCUAAAUACCAGGGAGCUAGAGUAAUCAUCACAGCAGGGAGCGAGGAGAAAUUAGCUGCCUGCAAGAAUCUUGGAGCUGAUGUGUGUAUCAAUUAUAAGACAGAGGACUUUGUUGCACGAGUAAAGCAAGAAACUGAAGGGAGAGGUGUUGAUGUAAUUCUGGAUUCUGUUGGAGGACCCUACCUGCAGAAAAACUUUGACAGCUUAAAUGUUGAUGGGAGGCUUUUUAUUAUUGGAGCCCUCAGUGGAAUGGCUGCAGAAAUAAACCUCAGUUCUUUGUUGGCAAGACGCCUGACAAUACAAGCGUCUACAUUGCGAGGCAGAAAUCCAGAAGACAAGGAGAUAAUUGUUAGGGAGGUGGAAAAGAAUGUUUGGCCUGGAAUUAUGGAAGGUAAGGUGAAGCCUGUGGUGUACAAGUACUUUCCAUUAUCCAAAGCAGCUGAGGCUCAUAGGCUUAUGGAAAGCAGCAAGCAUAUUGGGAAGAUUCUGCUUCUCCCAUGAUUCUGCAGGUCUUGAAGUUACAGUUCCAUUGAAUGACAAGGUUUUAGACCUCUUACAAGCUUUUGCAAUUGGGGACAAUGCUCAAUUGCAUCUAUGGUUUGGAAAUGCAGUUUUUCUGUUAUUAUCUUAUCAUUUGAGAAUAAGUGACUGAUGAAGCGUUUUCAUUUUGCUUACUUACAAUCAAUAUAAUGCUGAAGUGAUUCAUCUGAAUCAUGAAUAA